Cydia strobilella is the source of this 3659-nucleotide messenger RNA. Its product is annotated as extracellular serine/threonine protein CG31145. Bases 424 to 1938 code for a protein of 504 amino acids. Lineage: Eukaryota; Metazoa; Arthropoda; Insecta; Lepidoptera; Tortricidae. The transcript is spliced from 12 exons. Gene Ontology annotation, biological process: protein phosphorylation. Gene Ontology annotation, cellular component: Golgi apparatus. The record is from RefSeq and is a predicted model, not a curated record. Gene Ontology annotation, molecular function: protein serine/threonine kinase activity.
GUACCAACUCUGAGGCCGGUUGUACCGCACGCCCGCCGGCUCCGCAUUCGCGUAAACAUUUACGUACAUAACAAUAACUUUUAGGGAAACAUUUCAACAAUAUUCCAGUUAGACUACACACGUUUUUCAUCGCGCGUUAUCGCGAGUUAACCGUAAAAAGAAGUUUGAUUAUAAUUGAAAAAUUGGACAUUGCAGUUCACGCCGUCAUUUGUUUUGAUUAGGAAACAUCGCGUUUCGCCGGUCAUUUAUCACAGAAAUCUGGAAGCUGUCUUCUACUUUCUCUCUGGCGUAACUUGGUGGGCGCGCGGCCGCUGGCGGCGUCGCGUCGGCGCGCGCGACUGCAAGCGGUCGCCUCCGCCCGACCAUGCGCGAGCGCGCCGAGUGCGCAGUCCGACCCCGCCGCGCCGCCCGACCGCGCGCAUCAUGCUCAACAUGAAGCUCAAGGAGCGCCUAGCGCUCGCCAUCAGCGCCUUCCUCGUCCUCUUCACCCUCAUGCUGAUCGUCGACAUUCAGAUGGACUAUGGCAUCUCCGGGCAGAGGGUCCCGCUGCAUGGCCGCGUCAAGAUCGGCGAUGAUACCGACAAGGGGAAGUCGGCCUAUAUUGAAUUUCGGAAACGGUUUUUGCAAAAAAGUAAUGGCAGCAAUAGUUCCCGAGAGUACGAGCCGAGCGAGACGAGCGGCAGCGGUGCCGACGCCGAGCCGCGGACGCCGGCGCCGCCCGCCGACAAAUACGAGGAUCUGCAGCGCAUCGUCGACUGGCAGCGGCUAGGAUCCCACAACCAUGCGGUCGUCAUACCGCCGCAGAAGGACCUCAAUGUGCUGCGGCCCGAGAACCCGACCAUAGGGGAGAUGGAAGACUUGGAACCUAGCGUAAAUGCGUCCAACUUGGAGAAAUUCCAGCUGCGAAUAGCGCAGCACGAGCUCUACGAAGAAGGCGAGCCGCUCGUGGAUGCCGUUGUUAAGGACAUGGUCACGCUGCCUGUGCUACAUGCCGAGCAAAAAGAAGGAGGGACCCAGUUGAAGCUCAUUAUUGACUACCCCAACGGUAUUCAAGCGCUCUUCAAACCAAUGAGAUUCGCGAGAGAUGUGCAGACGUUGCCCAAUCAUUUUUAUUUUUCCGACUACGAAAGACACAACGCUGAAAUCGCCGCAUUCCAUCUAGACAGGAUACUGGGGUUUCGACGUGCGAUGCCAGUGGUCGGGCGCGUCCUAAACAUGACUACAGAGAUCUACGAUGUCACCGAGGGUGACAUUUUAAAGACAUUUUUCGUCUCGCCGGCGAACAACUUCUGCUUCCACGGAAAGUGCUCGUACUAUUGCGACACUGGGCACGCCAUUUGUGGGAAUCCCGACAUGCUGGAGGGAAGCUUCGCUGCGUUCCUUCCUUCGUCCGACUUAGCUGAACGAAAGGUGUGGCGGCAUCCUUGGAGACGUUCGUAUCACAAAAGAAGAAAAGCCCAGUGGGAGUUGCAGUCAGACUACUGUGAAACGGUGAAAACUACGGCGCCAUACGAUUCGGGGCGGCGGAUGCUGGACUUGAUGGACAUGGCUAUCUUCGACUUCCUCACCGGCAACAUGGAUCGACAUCAUUAUGAAACUUUCAAAAUGUUCGGGAAUGAAACGUUCCCGCUGCACUUGGACCAAGGCCGCGCUUUUGGCAAGGCGUUUCAUGACGAGCUGAGCAUCCUAGCGCCGCUGCUGCAGUGCUGCCUCGUGCGACAAACAACACUUGCCACACUACUCAAGUUCCACAACGGCAAACCACUUUCCGCGUCCCUUCGCGACGCUAUGAAGGUGGACCCCGUCACGCCCGUUCUCUGGGAGCCCCACCUGGCGGCCCUGGACCGACGGACUGCUACCAUCCUCGACGGCAUCCGCAAGUGCGUCCAAAAAGCAGAGGCUCCCGUCGACAACAACGAUGUCAACGACUUCGUAUGACCGCUAAAAACACCUGUUAUGGAACUAAAAGUGUGAUAAAGCUAUGGUCUAAGAAUGGUAACCAGUCUACCCCGGACUUAGACUUAAGAUUUUAGUGCCAAAGAGUAUCCAAAUGACAUUGGGUGAACGUUUGAAGUCAUUCCACUGACUGUAAGAAGCCAUUGUACAAGCCAAAAAUGCCGAUUUUUAUGCAAUGACCAAUAGGUUUUACAAUUGGAAUCAGUAUUGAUUUGUAGAAAGUUUAUGUAUAUAUUUUAAUGGAACUAAAUUAUUGUUAGGCUGAUUGCUGAUGGCUUGAUUGUGUUAGUUCAGGGGUCCUAGAAAUGUACGUAUAGAUGGAAAUGUUUGACCCUUGAGUGCCACAAUUUUAUGGAUGUGAUAGUAGAUAGGACAUGGCUCGCUAUUGAUAAAAGAUUCUCAGGUAAAAUUCUAUGGAGAUUCUUGGGCCACACUAAUUUAAUUGGGUGAUUAUGUUAAAACAAUGCGCUGUACAUAUUAAUAGUGAAAUGCAAUAGUUUAAGUUUAGUUUUCGUUAUAGAUAUUUUGCUAUAUUUAGCUGUCGUUAUCUUUUAAAGCUAUAAGCUCAAGAAGACAGACAUAUCAUGGUGGCGGAGUUAGCUUCGUUUUUCGUUUGAUAACGUUGAGGAUUUUGUUAAAACUUUAUGAUAAGAUUGACUUUAGUGUUUAAGAGGCUAAUUGCUAAUUUGAAAAAUGUUCCCUAUAUAUUGGUUUAUUUUUUAUUGUUUCUACGCAUUUUAUGAUUUGUUCCUUUUUGUUAUUUAGUUUUGCUUCUUUAUUAAUUUAUUAAUUAAGUACCUACUUUAAUGGAAACCAUGCAAUUAGAAAAGCUGAAAUAAUAUUCAGUUGGGUAGAUCUCGAAGCGGCACUGAGGAGCAAUAGGAGCAUUCUAUUUGUUUCAAUAACAAUUAUAGCCUACUGAUAUGAUUUAUUUAAGGCAACUAAAAUUAAAAAUAACGAUAACAACCUUUGUACAGAGAAGUUGCCUAUUUUAGAACACCAUUGAACCGUAAGCCAAGUUUUGUCUGCAAGCUGCUAUAAAUAAGUAUGUCAUAUAUGUUUUACGAAACGACAAAAAAAAGAUUUAGCUCCUGUUCGCCGCAUUGUACCUACUACUUAAUGUGUAAGUAUAGUUUAGAGUCAACCAAUGCAAAGUGUUGUUCUGUAUUCUAUGUUCGUUGUGACCGGCAGCUUUUAUUUUAAGAACAACUUCAGAUACCAUUCCUAGAGAAUUAAGGACAUUAAAAGACAAAACAAUGUACUGCAUUGAAUGUGCAAAACUUAAUUUGAAGUCUUGAUUCAGUGAAUUUCGCCAAGAUGUUUCUGUCUCGGAAAUUUGGUAGGGUUAGACCAAGACAAGUCUGCAACGAUUUUGAUAGCACACGCAGUGCAAGUGUUAUUUUAAGAAAUUAUAACGUAUAAAUAACACUUGCACUGCGUGUGCUAUCAAAAUCCUUGCAGACUUAUCUUGGUCUAACUGUAACACAAUAGACUACCUAUACCCCGUUUUUCUUUUAGAUUAGAAAUUUCUUAAAAUUUCUAAAUUAAAAAUUUAAAUACUAAAGUAGUGGUCUACUUUAGUGGUAACUUUUCUUCUUCCAAAUUUAAAUCUGAGUAACUAUGCACUGAAUUAUAGUAUCGUUUACAUAUUAUUGUACCGCAAUAUUAGAUAUCAUAGGAACCCUAGCAUUUCGAAAGAAAAA